Molecule: messenger RNA, 3169 nt
Organism: Monodelphis domestica (gray short-tailed opossum)
Lineage: Eukaryota; Metazoa; Chordata; Mammalia; Didelphimorphia; Didelphidae
Gene: NME3
Product: NME/NM23 nucleoside diphosphate kinase 3
Biological process (GO): UTP biosynthetic process; CTP biosynthetic process; GTP biosynthetic process
Molecular function (GO): nucleoside diphosphate kinase activity
Source: RefSeq, a predicted model, not a curated record
AAACCCCUUCUUCGUUUGUACUCAAUCCCAUCUCUUCAUCUUUUCUCUAGCUGAUCAAAUCUGAAGUUGUCCUCUCAUCUCCUAUCAACUACUUUCAUCCCUACUUCCUUCAAACAUCCCAAGCGUCUUUCAUCUUAAAAAAAACCCCAAAAUUCUUUACCAUAUCCCACUAUCCCCUCAAGUUCUAUAGCCCUAGAUCUCUUCCCUUUCCCAACCACAGCUGCUCCCUAAUGAAAGAUCAAGAAUAAAUUCAGGAGCCACGAAGCAUAGGGAAAUACAAAUUAUGAUUAAAUAAAGGAAUUUCAGAAUUAUUGAACAUGGAAAUAUGUGAGUGAUGGGAAGAUCAAAUUUGUGGUCUUGUGGCUGACUGAGGUGGUCUGGAGAAAUAUGUCAUGGCAUUUAAGAUGGAAGAACUGGGAAGUUAUGGAAUUUGAAGAAACAUCAACGUGUAUUUUGAAGUCUGUUGGUAUGAGGACUUCAGUUGAAGAUGAAGAUGAAUAUAAGCCAGUUUCUGUGGAGGGAGAAUGAGAUGGUACAUAAUGCCUUUUGGGAUCUAGAUUGAGUGAGAGACUUAAAUAGCAUGAUCUUCAAAACGUGAGAGGUUGCUGAUUGAUGAUGGCUAAGGGAGAAGUCUGAAAUUGGCAAGAGAGAAAACAAGUUAAUUUUGUGGGAGUAAGGAGAGACAAUGUAUAGUCUGUGCCAUAAGAGGUCCAGGGAAUGCAACAUCACCCAAAGAGAAGAGAUCUCUGAGUGAGGUGGAAGAAAAGGUCCAAAAUGAAGAGAAGUUUCAUGAUGGUACUAUGGUGGGGUGAACAUAACUUGAGUGGAAUGGGGCUGAAGCCCAAGAGGAUGAGAAAACAGGAUUAAAAGAACAGCCUUGGAUAGAACCUUGGGGAAUCAUCCAGUCACAGGACAGGAUAUAUGGGUAACAAGCUAGCAAAGGAGAUUGGAGGAGCAGACAAUGAGGUAGGAAAACCAGAAGUGGUGUUAGGAAAAUUCUAAUCUAGAGAGUAUUUAGGGGAGGGUGGUUAACAGGCUCAAAAGCUAAAGUGGUGGGAUAGGGGCAUCACCAGGGGCAGAAGUUUGCUGACCAUAAAUGGUAAAAGCCUGCCUUGUGGUUGAGAGAUGUGAAUUUUCAAGGUCUAGCCUUUGCCCUUGAGCUCUCAAUUCCCUGGCAGAGUGGCAGGUAUUUGUUUUUUGAGUUAGCUGGAAGGUACUUUCUCUGAAGCAAACUCAGAUGGGAAGAGGCCCUUAUCAAUGGGUUUAGAGUUGUUAAAAACCAUAGAAAUAAUUUCCUUCAAAUCCUUUAGUAUAUCAGUGAGAAAAGUCACAGAUAGGUGAUGUGCUUUGCCAAAAAUUACACUGUAGCAAUAAAGCUGAGAUUUUAAGCCAUAUCCCUAGAAGAGGUUGUUUGUUGGUAGUUACUACUCAUGUUCCAUUCAGGAAACAGGCUGAGAAAACGCAAAAUUAUUUUACCCACAGUCAACAAGCAUUUAUUAACCAUCCACUAUGUGCCAGGCGUUGUGCGGAGGGCGGGGAGAGGGGCAGGAGCGGGGCUCACAGUCCACUCGUAAGACCACGCGAAACUAUGGAUAAACUAGGUGUAGACAGGUUAAAUGGACCGCUAUCACUGGAGUGAGGGGAGGCCCCCAGCAGAAAGUGGGCCUGCAGCGGUGAAGGCAGCCCUUGUGCCCCUCUUCCUCGUCGCUGCACCACAGGCUUUCCGGGAGGGCCAGGGAGACAAUUCGAUAUCACCCAGCUCGGGCUUUUCAGGGCCUACCUAGUUCCUAAAUUCGCCGACAGAGAAAAGACCCCAAUGCGCUUGCCAACUGAAGCCGGAAGGCUCCACGUGACACUGGGCGCGGCCUCUUUAAGAGGGAUCCACCUUUUCCUUCCUCCUCGUGCGCGUGCGCGUGCCGUGCCCGUCGGCUCCCACCGCUGCCGCCAUCAUGAUCUGCCUGGUGCUGACCAUCUUUGCCAACAUCUUUCCCUCAGCCUGGACCGGCCUGAAUGAGCGUACCUUUCUGGCUAUCAAACCCGAUGGCUUUCAGCGGCGCCUCGUGGGCGAGAUCAUACGGCGCUUCGAGAAGAAGGGUUUCAAGUUGGUGGGGCUGAAGCUGGUGCAGGCCUCCGAGGACCUGCUGCGGGAGCACUACUCGGCGCUGCGGGACCGGCCUUUCUACAGCCGUUUGGUCAAGUAUAUGAGCUCUGGCCCCGUGGUUGCCAUGGUGUGGCAGGGGCUGGAUGUAGUGCGCUCUUCUCGGGCGCUCAUCGGAGCCACCAACCCUGCUGACUCCGCACCCGGCACCAUCCGUGGAGAUUUCUGUAUUGAAGUGGAAACGUCAUUCAUGGCAGCGACUCUGUGGACAGUGCCCGCCGGGAGAUUGCCCUCUGGUUCCAUGCGGAUGAGCUGCAGUGCUGGGAAGACGGCGCCGAACGGUGGCUCUAUGAGUAGCUAAGCCCUGCCUCGGGUCGGGUGGGGGGGCUGCUAGAGAGCUUCCUUGGGGUAUGCCUGGGAAGAGAGGGGCUUUGCUUUUGCAUCUGAAGCCCCCUCCAGGGCAUGAUCAAAUCCAUUCCUUGUCUUAAGCCCCUACUUUGUAAAUGGAGACCUGAAUGGAGUAUUUCUGUAGGAAAUUUUUCUCCUGGGUUGCUUUGCUGCACACAAUCCGGGUAGUUUGCAGGGAGGGGUAGAGGCUCUCCUGGUGUUUGGCCUGGGAAUGAGGAAAACCUUAGACCCCAGAGCUAAGCCCUGUAGAUUGCCAGUCCUAAGGCCAGGGGACCAAGGUCAUCCUUUGGGAGAUGGGAACCAGGAGAUACUGAUAAUUGAGCAUACUUUGUUCUAGCAGGUCUGUGUGGUCUUUGUCUAUCAGUAAUGGGUCAUUUAGCAGUCAGUAUGGCCAGAAUAUUGUUUUGAAUGUUGAAGGAGCUUCCCCUCCUCCCCCUGAGCCUGGCUGGGAUAGCCACUUAGGGUAGCCGGUGUAAGCAGAGCCUGAGGAAGGGCAGUGACAAGCUAGACAGAGAAUCCUCCAACUCUCUGAUGGCCAGGGUGGGACCUGAAUUGAAUCCUCUUCCCUUUGAGCUGCAGCCCUUCUCCCUUCCUAGGAUAGGAUGUUUAUGGCAUAAGGGAAAUGCAACAGCUUUUAAAGAAUAAUAAAUUAUGUAAAACCUU